AUGUCCUCCAACGAACUAGAUCACAGUGUGUUUGAAGCCAUGAUUAACGGCGAGCCGUACUGGGCUGGUGAUCCCUACGUUCAAAAAAUAGCAACCGAGCAAAGCAAAAAAGUCAAAGAGCUCAACGUCGAACAGGAUGAUAAGAAGAGAGAAGUAUUGCUUAGGAACUUGCUGAGAUGCAAGGACGAUGCUUAUGUAGCAAUCGGAUUCAAUAUUACUAUUGAAGGCGAUGUCUUUAUCGGGACAGGAUGUACAAUGCUGGAUGUUUGCCCAAUUACGAUUGGCGAGCGCACACUCAUUGGUCCCAAUGUUCAAAUUUACACCCCUGUCCACCCACUUGGACCAGAAGAGCGAAACGGACUAAGAGGGAAAGAACGGGCUAAACCGAUAAAGAUAGGAAAAGAUUGCUGGAUAGGAGGUGCGGUGAUUAUUCUUCCUGGGAUAACAAUCGGCGAUGGGUCCACAGUGGGCGCUGGGAGUGUCGUUACGAGGGACGUGGAGCCAAGGUCUCUUGUCGCAGGAAACACGGCGAAACUGAUCAAGAGAAUUGAUUGA
Rhizoctonia solani is the source of this 555-nucleotide messenger RNA. RefSeq lists its product as uncharacterized. The record is from RefSeq and is a predicted model, not a curated record. The coding region runs from base 1 to 555 and encodes 184 amino acids. Gene Ontology annotation, molecular function: acetyltransferase activity. NCBI's taxonomy places the organism in Eukaryota, Fungi, Basidiomycota, Agaricomycetes, Cantharellales, Ceratobasidiaceae. The transcript is spliced from 3 exons.